Molecule: messenger RNA, 1700 nt
Organism: Gloeophyllum trabeum ATCC 11539
Lineage: Eukaryota; Fungi; Basidiomycota; Agaricomycetes; Gloeophyllales; Gloeophyllaceae
Exons: 3
Coding region: 262-966 (234 amino acids)
Source: RefSeq, a predicted model, not a curated record
AGUAUUUCCUAUCCCUAUCGACUCGCUAACGUCCAUCUCCUACUCCCUUGCAAGUCGUGGCACUCAACUCCCUGCGCCGUCCGCUGUACCAUCAGUAAAAUCCCGCUCGCUUUCUCUUCCUCUGCCUGCUCUUCUCUUCUGCGCCCCGCUGUACCACCCUCGCCGUAAUUAUUGCCCUGCCUAACCCCCAUUCGAUUCAAUCCUUGCGCACCCGGUUUGCGUUGAAUCUCCCUGCUUAAUACUGCACAAAGAAGAGAAAUAAUGGCGGCGUCGCUCACGGCCCUCUCUGCGUCUGUCACGCGCAUCCUCUCCCUCUCCGGCUUCCCCAAGGAGCUCAAGACGAAGGACAUCCAGGCGGCCUUCUCGGAGUGGGAGAACGUCGGCGGGGGCUUCAAGAUCAAGUGGCUGGACGACACGAGCCUGCUCCUCGUCUUUGCCGACCCUGGCGUAGCCAAGCGCGCGUACCUGCAGACGCUCGCGCACCCGCCCGCCUCGCUCGCCCCGCCCAACUCGGACAGCCCCGUCACGAUCAAGCCGUACGACGGCCCCGACGCGCAGAGCAUCAUCCAGAACGUCAACGCGCGGCACAACAGCCAGCGCGGGCACGGCGCGCGCGCGUCCUCCGCGUCCGUCUCGCUCCCCAAGCACCGCGCCAACAACAGCGGCAACAACGACCGCGAGCCCUCGCCGACGCUGCCGAGCCUCCCGACGCACCCGACGCUCAGCGCGCUGCUCGGCGAGCACAUGGCCGCGGCGGACCCCGCCAUCCUCGAGGCGGGCGCGCAUGCCGACGCAUUGGGCGGCGCCCCGCGCAUCGGCGACCCCGCGAAGCGCAUGCUGGGCGCGGCGAUGGGCGUCCGGCACCCCGGCCUCGGCCCGCGCGUGCUCAACGGCAACGGCACCGCCGGGGACUCGACGCUGAAGGAUGUGCAGCGCGCCAUGGCCGGCUUGGUCGUUGCGGAGUAAGCGAAUCCAUCCAUCACUCGUUAUCAGGUGGCAGAGAGUGUAUAGAGAAGAGAAGAGUUUCAGAGCGUUCUUUCGUGGAUUUUAUGCUUUCGGUUGGAUUCGCGGUGACGGAUGAGCAGGUGCUCGAUGGACGGUGGAGGCGAGAUGCGGAAGUACCACCCAUUCCAUUCCUCAGCGAUGUUCGUCACUCGGGCCGUCUGAUUCAGAGUCCCAUUCCUUCACUGGAGUUGGGCAACCCGUCACCUUUGUUCAUGCUUGUAAUCCCUCGUAUGGUUGUCUCUCAUUAAUCGCACCGUACUGUUCCUGUAUAAAAGCUUUCUAUUAACUCUCAGCGAGAGGGGAUUGUACGUUAGCGGUGAGCAAGCAAGUGACAACGAUACACGACAGCGAGUCAAUACAAGAUAUUACGAAUAAGGUACAGUAAGAUGAAUGCGUACGUGAGUGCUUGUGUGGAUUAGUGAUGUGCGAAUAAUAAUGAUAGGUGAGAGAAACAAAGACAAUCACACCCGCUCCUUCCGGGCGUACACGGUUUGGCAGAGGAUAUACCCCGGCACCCGGGCCUCGUCCAGCUCCCGCUCGGCCCUUGCGUUGACCUGGUCGACCAGAUACUCAGGGAACCCGCUGCCCAACAGCAAAGGCCUUGCGGACUUGAUGAACGCCUUGAUAUCGUCGCGCAUAACCUCCCCAAACGCGCGCUGCCGAAUCGCGUCCUCGUCGUCCCCGCGCGCCCACGG